Messenger RNA from Annulohypoxylon maeteangense, 966 nucleotides. RefSeq lists its product as uncharacterized. The annotation marks the transcript as partial. Lineage: Eukaryota; Fungi; Ascomycota; Sordariomycetes; Xylariales; Hypoxylaceae. The record is from RefSeq and is a predicted model, not a curated record. The transcript is spliced from 2 exons.
GAUGGCCAUAUACUGGCUGCUGUCAUUCGUUUACCUAGUAGCAUCCACUGCGGUUGCGCAGGAUUAUUUAGGAGGCGAUAUUUUAGAUGCCACCACCACAAAAAGCGUUACUGAGACGGUCACCAAAUAUCUGGCUCAAUGUGGCAUCACCUUUACCCCGUUCGAACUUCCGGAUACGACACUUCCCGGCACCACUACAGUGACCAGCACAUUUCAAUCCACCAUCUCCGUCACCGUAGCCAAUGUGACUAAUGCCUCGGGCGUCGCUCCCGUAGGUCUAACUACGAUUCAGCCUAGCAUCAAUUAUACGAGGUUUAGCUCGUACUCUGUGGUGGGAACAGGUGGCUAUCCCUAUCCUAUGGCCAACACUUCCACGCCCCCUGCAAAUACCACGAAGGUGCCUUGCUCUACGGCGACAGUUACCAUCACACCUAUUAGCGUUCCUAUCUCCCAUAGCACCACUGCUGUUCGUAGUACAUCUUCUAUCGCGGCAGCAAGCGUAUCUCCGACUCAGGUACCAGUCAGCCAGUCAUCUUUAUUAAAAUACGAGACGAUAAUGCAAAAUGUAAUAGGAUUGCUGGGUAUUGUCUUCAUACUGACUUUUGGUUUCCUCUGAGAAAAGAGAAUUUACUAAAAUUAAAAGGACGAGAAUAGAUGGACGGGGUUGGCUUUCGGGGUCUUGAUGUAUAGGUACUACUUAACUCCGUUUUGCUCUCGUCCGGAUAUUCUAAUGUUUUCGAGGCGAUGCUUUUACGAUAUUUUAGUGGGAUAACGACGGCAAUGUCGAAUAUACCUAAUGAGUUCUUACAUUAAUGGAAUCUCCUCAUGUUACUCACACUCGUAGGGGAUGUUAUGUAGUGGCUUGGGAGAAAGUAAUAUCCAUGUCCCUGUCUCACCAAACACUCAUAGGCCACAUAGACGGAACGGUGGUAGAUAGGUAGGAUUGAGGUUCAUAGAUCAAUACCC